Molecule: messenger RNA, 3624 nt
Organism: Coregonus clupeaformis (lake whitefish)
Lineage: Eukaryota; Metazoa; Chordata; Actinopteri; Salmoniformes; Salmonidae
Product: leucine-rich repeat and fibronectin type-III domain-containing protein 4-like
Exons: 7
Coding region: 104-3256 (1050 amino acids)
Molecular function (GO): protein binding
Source: RefSeq, a predicted model, not a curated record
CCUGGGGCGGAGUCUGUGCCAGACACACACACACCUGGUUGGAUGAUUUGGAGCUCGGAGUGACACAGACAGAAGAGGUCUGUGGGUAAUUCUCUAUAUUACCAUGCCACACCCCCCACCCCCCCAUCCCACCCGAAGACGACACCCAUCGCCCCACACACACCUACACCCACAGAGAAGAAGGGCAGAACAUUCCAUCCUCUCCUCCGUCCAUCCCUCCAUCACUCCUUCAAUCACACUUCAGAAUGAUGGCAAAAGACUUCCCCAACCCCUUCCUCGAUCGUUCUCCUCGCAUCUCAUUCUGUGUUCCCCGGAAACCCCUCCCAUCCCUACUCUUCACUCGCAUCUCAUUCGCUGUGCCUGCCCCACCCCUGGCCCAUCUCCGGCUUUUCCGGCCCUCCAUUGGCUGACGCUGGUCACAUGGUGCUGCCUGCUGCCUUCUCUGAUUGGUGCAGGGGAUACGUGGGACGUGGUUGCGGUGUGUCCAUUCCACUGUGUCUGUCGGAACCUGUCAGACUCACUGAGCACGCUCUGUGCAGAUAAAGGCCUCCUAUUCGUUCCCCCGAAUGUCGAUCGGCGAACUGUCGAGCUCCGAUUGGCUGAUAACUACAUCACGGAAGUAGGCGGGUCGGACUUUGCCAACAUGACCGGAUUGGUUGAUUUGACUCUGUCCCGGAACACUAUCCACUCCAUCCGACCAAUGGCGUUCUCUGAUCUAGAGAGUUUGCGGAGUUUGCAUUUGGACGGUAACCGCUUGACGACGCUUGGGCCGAGAGACCUUGUCGGAAUGGUUAAUCUACAGCACCUCAUCGUCAAUGGUAACCAGCUGACGAGGGUGUCGGCGGAAGCGUUCAAUGAUUUCCUGCUGACGCUGGAGGACCUGGAUAUGUCAUACAACAACCUUCGAAGGGUCCCGUGGGAGUCGAUCCAGAACAUGGUCAGUCUCCACACCCUGAACCUGGAUCAUAACCUGAUAGACCUUAUCGCAGAGGGAUCCUUUGGAGAGCUGUACAAGCUGGCUCGCCUGGACAUGACCUCCAAUAGACUGAGAACCCUGCCGCCUGAUCCCCUGUUCGCCAGGUCUCAGACGGGAGCCAUCAGUCCCACUCCCUACAACAGCAUCAUCAGUCUGAACUUUGGAGGGAACCCGCUACACUGUAACUGUGAGUUACUGUGGUUACGGCGGCUGGUCCGAGAGGACGAUAUGGAAACCUGCGCCACGCCCCCUCACCUGGCCGGCAGGUAUUUCUGGUCCAUCCCUGAGGAGGAGUUUACCUGUGAGCCGCCCCUCAUCACCAGAUACACCCACAAACUCUGGGUCCUGGAAGGUCAAAGGGCAACCCUGAAAUGCAGAGCCAUCGGCGACCCCGAACCCGUCAUCCAUUUCGUCUCCCCCGACGAUCGGAUUGUGGCGAAUUCCAGCCGGACGACAUCGUUCCGAAAUGGAACAUUGGAUCUCUUAGUUACGGUUGCUAGGGACGAUGGAGCGUACACGUGCAUAGCGAUAAACGCGGCUGGGGAGGCUACCGCGACGGUGGAUCUAAAGAUCAUUCCAUUGCCCCAUCGGAAUGGGAAUGUGAACGUUCCGGGGAAUGUGACGGUUACUGGAAAUACCGGGAAUUCUAAUGGAAAUAUUCCGGGUUCUUCAGACAUCACCACCGGGAAAAGCGGGAAUUCCGGAGUUAAUGGUGGAAAUGUGAAAGAAACGGAGGAGAGGAAAGGAGAGGAGGGAGAGGAAGGGGACAGAGGUUUGGUGGAAGAUGGAGGGACUAGGCCGGAGGAAGAGAGGAUGAUGGGGAUACAGGGAGUCACUUCUACCUCGGCCCAGGUGCGAUGGGACCUGGGCCGAUCGGCUGGAGCUUACCUGGUGUGGAUGUUUCAGAUACAGUACAACUGUACAGCCGACGAGACACUGGUGUACAGGAUCCUCCCUUCUACCAGUAACAGUUUCAUGUUGAAGAACCUGGUCUCUGGAGCAGACUACAACCUGUGUGUCCUGGCCAUCUUUGAUGACACGGUCACCUUGCUGGCCGCCACCAAGGUUCUCGGCUGUGCCCAGUUCAGCACUAAAGAACUCUACCCAGAAUGCAAUUCUCUACAGGCCCACUUCCUGGGCGGAACCCUGACAAUCAUGGUCGGAGGCAUUGUUGUGGUAAUGCUGCUGGUGUUCACCGUGGCGCUGAUGGUGCGUCACCGCAUAUGCAGUAACCAUGGUGACCGCUGUCACCACGGGGAUGAUAGUGAUGAGUCGGCAUGUUGCCAGGGCAGGUCAUUAGGGAAUCCGGUGAAAGGGGCGGCGGCCAGAGGUGGCGGAGGAGUCUACGGCCAAUCGAAUGGCAACGGUGAUGUGAUGAUGGUGGUCUUGCCCAAUGGGCUGCCUUUGAAGCAGCGAGGGGGCGGGGAGAAGGAGAUAGAGAAGGAGAAAGGAGGGGCUGACGUACCUUCUAAUUUACCUCCCAAACCAAAACCUAAACCCCAAACUCUGCCCAGGCCUAAAGGAACCUGGGAGGGCAGGGGAGAGAAGGGGGGAGGACAGGGGGGAGGACAGGGGGACAUGACGUUAGCAGUUCGUGAGAGACAACUUCCUCACUACACCCCUGAAACAGAACAGGUCUCUGUCUACUACUCUCCUGUCAUAAGCUCCUCCCCCUCCACCCUACACCGCCAAUCACGAGGAGGAACAGGGAUGGGGAGGGCUAAGCUCUGCCCAGAUGUAGUAGUAGUAGGCGGGGCCAAACGGGCUAGCUUCGCCCUGGACACGCCCCUGGGACAGGAUAUCCUCUCUGAUUGGAGGAUGAGACAUGGCGUCAUAGUGGGCGGGGUCGGAGACACAUGGAAUUCCUCCCAAGCCUAUCAGAGCCCGGGAACUCCCCUAAACCCCUCCCACGGCUCAGUGCGCGCCAAACGUAGCAACUCCCUCGACAUGGGUUCUUCUUCUUCUUCUUCUAUUUCCAUUGCCACGACGACGACGGUUGCCCAGCGACAGUACAGCAGUCGCCGCGGUUACGCCAAGCGGCUGUCAGUCACCUGGACGAGGCGAAGUAAAUCGCUGCAUGGAAUGUUGGUACACUGCGCCUCGGCAACCAGCACCACUUCCUCGACGACCAGCGUAGACGGGGAGGUCGCCGUAGUUCGUCAAGGUUACAUCCACGCCUACAACACCACAAACUCUAACUCCAACGCCGCUGCGACGAGUGUUGUCAAGGGCAACGGGAAGGAGAGAGAGAGAGAAAGGGAAAGGAGGGAAAGCCAGUGAUGAAGGGUGAUGAAGAGGAGAGUGUGGUGUAGAGAGGGAGGGAGGGAGAGAGAGAGAGAUAAAUAUUAGGGAUAAAGGGAAGAUGUAGGGGCUGAAAAGGAAUAGAGAGAGGAGGCCUCGAGACAUGACCUGAAUUGGAUUCAGACAGAGGCAGAGAUAUACAGAAAAAAAGAGAAAGAGAUGAGAGAGAGAGAGAAUAAUCUCUUUAUCUGAGGCUCUGCAUAAAACAUAAACAGCUUAGACAGGUUGAGUUCAGACGAGAGGAGAAGAAGAGAGAAUGUGUUAAACAGAAUGAAAAGAGGAGGGGUGAAGGGCAGAGAGGGAGAGAGAGGGUUAGAGAGAGAGGGUUAGAGAGAGAGAGAGGGUUA